Labeo rohita (rohu) is the source of this 6638-nucleotide messenger RNA. It is a transcript of the gene b3gat1b, whose product is annotated as beta-1,3-glucuronyltransferase 1 (glucuronosyltransferase P) b. The transcript has 7 exons. Lineage: Eukaryota; Metazoa; Chordata; Actinopteri; Cypriniformes; Cyprinidae. Bases 2856 to 3854 code for a protein of 332 amino acids. The record is from RefSeq and is a predicted model, not a curated record. Gene Ontology annotation, molecular function: galactosylgalactosylxylosylprotein 3-beta-glucuronosyltransferase activity. Gene Ontology annotation, biological process: chondroitin sulfate proteoglycan biosynthetic process; carbohydrate metabolic process. Gene Ontology annotation, cellular component: Golgi membrane.
UUGAUUUUACCGUCUUUUGCUGUCUGAUUUGCUGAUUUACACCUUGGUCUGAUUUUAUUGUUUCAUCUCCACCUACUCUGAUUUCAUUGUCUUAUGUCUUUAUUUUCUCAUGUCACUCUGAUCUACACCAAUCUGAUUUUGCUUUCUGAUAUCCAGCUAUAUGAGUUCACUGUCUGACAGUCUGAUUUUCGCCAUCUGAUCUCCACCUCAAUCUGAUUUUAGUGUCUAAUUUCCAGCUCAGUUUGACUUUACUGUCUGAUAUUGACCUAAAUAUGAUUUAACUCUGAUUUUUUUUCUUCAGUCUGAUUUUGCAGUUUGAUCUCCACCUACCUCCACCUUUCUAUCUUAGUCUGGUUCCAUUAUCUGAUGUCUACAUCAGUCUGAUUUUACUUUCUACAGUCUGUUUUCACUAACUGGUUUCCACUUUAGUCUGAUUUUACUGUCUGAUAAACACCAUGGUCUGAUUUCAUUGUUUUAUCUCCAUUUCAGUUUGAUUUCAAUGUCUGAUUUCUACUUCAUUCUGAUAUCUCGCUGAUAUCCUGCUUAGUCUGAUUUAAAUGUCUGAUUUCCAUCCCAAUUUGAUUCCAUGAUCUGAUUUCCAUCUCAGUCUGAUUUUGCAGUUUGAUCUUCACCUCUGUCUGAUUGUUACCUUGUUACUUAAGUCUGAUUUCACUGUCUCAUCUCCACCGACUCUGAUUUCAUUGUAUUCACCUCAGUCUGAUAUCUCACUCUGAUCUACACCCCAGUCUGAUUUUGCUUUUUGAUAUCAAGCUUUAUGAUUUCACUGUCUGAAAGUCUGAUUUCACCAUCCGAUCUCCACCUCAGUCUGAUUUUACUUUUUGGCGGUCUGUUUUUACUAACUGAUUUUACUUUGGUCUGAUUUCACUGUUUUUAUCUCCAUUUCAGUUUGAUUUAAAUGUCUGAUUUCCACUCCAAUAUGAUUUCAUCUCAGUCUGAUUUUGUAGUCUGAUCUUCACUUCUGGCUGAUUUUUACCUCAGUUUGAUUUAAUUGUCUUGUAGCUAACUUCAGCUUUAUUUUACUUUCUGACAGCCCGGAUUUACACCUUAAUAACUGACAAUUUCCUUCUCAGUUAAACUUCACUGUCUGAUAUCUACCUCAGUCUGAUUUCACUGUCUCAUCUCCACCAAUUUCAUUGUAUUCACCUCGGUCUGAUAUCUCACUCUGAUCUACACUGAUUUUGAUUUCUGAUGCCAAGCUUUAUGAUUUCACUGUGUGACAGUCUGAUUUCACCCUGGUCUGAUUUCACUGUUUUGUCUCCAUUUCAGCCAACUUCAGUCUGAUUUUACUUUCUGACAGCCUGGCUUCAAAAUUUGAUAUCCACCCUAGUUAGAUUUUUGACAGUCUGAUUUCACAAUCUGAUCUCCUCCUCAGUCUGAUUUCCUUGUCUGAUUUCCAGCUCAGUUUGAUUUUCAGUCUGAUAUUGACAUGAUUCUGAUUUAACUCUCUAAUUUCUCCUUCAGUCUGAUUUUGCAGUUUGAUCACCUACCUCCACCUUUCUGCCUUAGUCUGAUUCCGUUAUUUGAUAUCCACCUCAGUCUAAUUUUACUUUCUGGCAGUCUGUUUUCACUAACUUGAUUCCACUUUAGUCUAAUUUUUCUGAUUUACACCUUGGUGUGAUUUCAUUGUUUUAUGUCCAUUUCAGUUUGAUUUCAUUGUCAGAUUUUUCUUUUUAUAAAAAAAAUAUUUUUGAUAUCUCACUGAUCUCCCCCUCAGUCUGAUUUAAAUGUCUGAUUUCCAGCCCAAUUUGAUUUCACUCUCUGAUUUCCAUCUCAGUCUGAAGUCUCAACUUCAACCUGAUUUUACUUUCCGACAGUCUAACUUCACACCUUAAUAUCCACCCCAUUUUGAUUUCAUUGUCUGAUUUUGAUCUCGGCCUGAUUUCACUUUCUUAUUUCUGCUGAAGUCUGAUUUUACUAUGUGAUCCCCACCCAAGUCUGAUUAUACUGUCUCAUUUCUACUGACUCUGAUUUCAUUGUCUUCACCUCGGUCUGAUAUUGCAUUCUGAUCUACACCCCAGUCUGAUUUUGCUUUCUGAUAUCCAGCUAUAUGAGUUUAAUGUCUACAGUCUGUUUUCACCAUCUGAUUUCACUCUCUGAUUUCCAUCUCAGCCUGAUUUUGCAGUCUGAUCUCCACCUCUGUCUGAUUUUGACCUCAAUCCGAUUCCAUUGUCUCAGCCAACUUCAGCCUGAUUUUUCUUUCCGUCAGUCUGACUUCACACCUUAAUAUGAUUUUUUGUCCGAUUUCGGUCUCAGUCUGACUUCACUGUCUAAUAGUCUGAUUUCACUCUCUGAUAUUGAUCAUAGUCUGAUUUCCAUCUCUGUCUGGUUUCACUUUAGUUCAGUUUAGUUUUGCUGUCUCAUUGCUUUUAGACUCAGCAUCUCUACGAUGAUUGUGACAGACCAUGGCAGCUUUGCUUAUUUGGGAUGAUCUGAUCGGUGAGAAUUAGACAUUGUGUGACGAUCAAGAGGAAAACCCACACCUCACAGCAUCUCAGAGCAGUCUCAGAACCCUAGUGGAUAAAACAAAGCCUCAUUCUUAAGCAUCCACAAUUGCAGUCUUUGUUGUCUGAAUGAGAGGACGCAUUCUUCCAGAGGGAUGACCUCUCUUCUCCCUGCUGGCCCUGGCACUGCUGACACCAGCCCAGCAGCCGUCUCUCUCUCUCCGUCUCUUAUUGUCUUUUCUCCCUAAAAGAACACUAGCAGGAUAUCUGACUGAUACACAGAGUGUGUACAUGAUUGUGCCAAGGGAACAAAAGAUAGAUGGAGCAUAUCCUGAUGAAGUCACUCUGACGGCUGUGGGGUUAUGAUGAGAGAGGGAUAAACACAGACAAGACAUGCUGAAAAGAAGGGACGUCUUGGCACUCUUUUUGAUUUUGUUACCGUGGGCUUUACUGGUCACACUUUGGCACCAGCGUGCUGUCAACCCGUUGAUUCCAGUUCCUAAAGAUAACAGAACUGGGGCCACUAGAAGAGGCUACCGACUUCAUGAGUCCUGCAUCACGGAGAACAAGCGUAACACUAAGGCCACCCAGAUGAAGUACUUCCACCAGCGGCCUCCACCCUGGUCUGACACAUUGCCAACUCUCCACGUGAUAACGCCAACCUACAGUAGACCCGUUCAGAAAGCCGAGUUGACCCGGCUCACGAACACCCUCCUACACGUCCCCAACCUUCACUGGCUGGUAGUGGAGGACUCGGCACAGAAGACAGCGCUGGUGUCCAGACUGCUGGAGAACACGGGACUGAAUUACACUCAUCUGAACGUAGAGACACCUGAGAAUCUCAGGACUCAAAAGAAGCCCAGAAAUGUACGGAUCCCACGCGGUACCAUGCAGAGGAACCUGGCUCUCCGCUGGCUCAGGGAGAACAUCAACCCAAACUCCAGUCAUAAAGGAGUUGUUUAUUUUGCAGAUGAUGAUAACACUUACAGUUUGGAGCUGUUUGAGGAGAUGCGUUGGACUCGCAAAGCAUCAGUCUGGCCCGUUGCCUUCGUCGGAGGUCUCCGGUACGAAUCGCCCAAAAUCAACUCUCAAGGCAAAGUGUUCGGCUGGAGGACGGUGUUCGACCCUCGUCGACCAUUUGCCAUCGACAUGGCCGGGUUUGCCUUGAACCUUCAGCUCAUCCUCAGCAAACCUCAAGCCUACUUUAAGUUAAAAGGUGUUAAAGGCGGAUACCAGGAAAGUAGUCUUCUACAGGAUCUGGUCACCCUCCGUGACCUGGAGCCCAAAGCCGCUAACUGCACAAAGAUACUGGUUUGGCACACCCGGACAGAAAGACCCUUGCUUGUGAAUGAAGGAAAAAAGGGAUUCACAAGUGGCAACGUGGAAGUAUGACGAACUGCUUUCAUGCUGUUUUUCGUAGUAGGCCUAUCUGGAACAGAAUUAAACUUAUAGUUGACUGCACUGAAUGUAAACUAUCAGAGACACGCUGAAGUAUUUGACUAAAGGCUGGAAUACACUACACAAUUUUUGCCCUGAUUUGCAAUCUGGAUGCCUGUUGCUUAAAGUUACAACAAUUUCUAGGGCUGGGAGAAUAAAUCGAUGCAUCUCAAUUCUUGAAUUGAUUCUUAGAUUUUCCGAAUGCAUCCCGAUUCUCUCUGGAAUUGAUUCUGAGGUUAGUUUUUAACAGCAGAAGGCGUUCUAAUCUAGUUUUUUUUUUUAAACCGCACACUCAAAUGCUUACAAAGAAGAGCGCUGAAGAGCGUAAUGCUUUUAUGACGUGAGAUUAAUGUAAACACAGCCCACAAUGAACACCCUUGUAAUUCGCUUCAACCUUUUCGAACUUCAUGAAUGAUUAUUUUAGGUUCAAAUAUGUGUAAGAAAUCAGAAGCAUGCAGAGUACAGCUGUUUCUUAAGCACGCAGUGCCAUUUUCUGUUCAAAACAAUCGAUUUGAGAGAGAAUCACGAUGCAUUCGGAAAAUUUUGAAAUCGAUGCAGAAUCAUUUCUUGAUUCAUCGAUUUAUCGUCACAACCCUAAACAGGACAAAAGUCGUUGACACACUGUAAAGAAUAAUCUGUAAAAUUUAUGGUUAAAAGGGCAGCUGAAGUUGCUAGAAUGUUACUGCAAAAAAUAAGAACAUUUUAAAAAAUAGCAGCAAUAUUUUUACAGAUUGAACUAAUUUCUAAUAAAAUAACAUGUUUUUGUCUUAUAAAUGGCAAUUUACCAAAGUUUGUUUUGUACCUUUAUAAUAAACUGACACUUUUUUCACAAGCUGAGGAUAUUAAUAAUUAGAAGACGCACCGUUUCAUCCACACAAAUACAAAACACAAUCAUGGUAGCACAUGAGACAAAAAUAAUGCAAUAAACAUUCAUUUAACAACAUGAGAUGUAACAUAAAACCCUAACGCACAUGAACAAAUAAAAAAUCAAAUGAUCAUCGCACAAGGAAUCAUUUUCUACUGAUCAAAAAUCUGUGAAAAGAUGCAAUAUCGUAUAUUUAAUGUGUGAUCUUCACUCAUUUAGUGUAUGAUGCCCAUUUUUUCUGUAACCAUUUAUGAAGCUGUCAAAAUUUAUGAUGCACAGUGUUUUAAAAUCGGUCCAGAUUUUAAAAGUUGUGUAGUGUAUUCAAGAUUUAAGAUAAUCUCACUGAAGAGCAAUUUUCCAUUAAAAAGGAUUUUAGUCAAAUUCCCAUAUAGAAACUCCUGAGAACUUGAUUUAUUCCAGAAAACGUUGAUUCUAACAGAGCUGUACAAAGCUGAUUUGUGACCCUGGACCACAAAACCAGUCUUAAGUAGCACGGUUAUAUUUGUAGCAAUAGUUACAAUUUUUUUUUCUUUUAUGCCAACAAUCAUUAGGAUAUUAAGUUCAUGUUCCAUGAAGAUAUUUUGUAAAUUUUCUACCGUAAAUACAUUAGAACUAGAAUUUCAUUAGUAAAAUGCAUUGCUAAGAACUUUAUUUGGACAACUGAGGGUGUUUUGCACCCUCAGAUUUCAGAUUUUCAAAUAGUUGUAUCUCAGCUAAAUAUUGAACUAUCCUAACAACCAUACAUCAGAGCUUAUUUCUUUAGCAUUCAGAUGAUGUUUCCAAAAAUUGACCCUUAUGACUGGUUUUGUGGUGCAGGGUCACAUUUGAGUUUAAGUUUAGAUGUAGUUUGAAUGGAAACAGUAUUUGCAAUGAAAGCUUGUUCUGAUUUCUUGUCAGUGCAUUUCUAUAAGAAUGUGGUGGUGGUGUUAACCAAUGAUUGCUAGGUGAUUGUUGUCACACAAUCCCACAAUCAUAUUCUGACCAUAGAUAUGGCUCAGGUUGUAUUUUUUGUAUUUUUUUAACAUCUGUUUUAUUGUCUGCCAGAUAAAAUAUAGGCAAAAGUCUUGAUUGUUUUAAAGGAUAUUCCUCAAUUAAACUGUGCAGUGUGAGGUAUCACGUAUGUCUGUAGCACAAACAACGCUACAAGUUUAAUUUGAACAAACCUCAAGUUUCAGUUAUAUAUAAAAUCUUUCUCAGUGUUUGCAAAAAGGGAAAACAACAUGCUGGAUCUACAGUAAAUGCACUUGUGUAAACAAUCAGGUGCCUGUGGAAAUUAUUGUUAAGAAAAAUUAGUAACUUUCUGUUGCCUAAAUGGCCAGUGCAACAUUUAAGUGUUAAUAUAAAAUUGCACUGAUAUAAUCGAUUUCAGCCAGUAAAUACCAUGAGACAAUCAAAAAAAGUACAAUCUACCUUGUCUUGCUAACAAAUGAAGCUGUCAUGCAAACACACACCCCGAGUUAUAAUAGGCAGUCCAUCUUAACAUUUACAUUUAAACAAAUUUAACACAAAAUUACAGAUUACACAGUCUCCAGCAAGACUGCACUUUUUAAUAAAAACAAUUAAAUAGAAUAUUGAAUGUUUAAACGUUUUUAGAAAUAUCAUGGAAUGCAAAGCCAUGCUAUUAAUACAAAUGUGCCAUUAAUAGUUUAACAAUCCAGCAUUGACAUUUUAUUUUUGUUCAGGCACUUCAGUAGUAUUCAUGUAUUUAAUAGUACAUUCCUGUGUCUUCAUGUUGUUUUGUAAUUUUGUUCGUUAAAUGUCAACUGUCAUUCCCAGAUCAGGAGAAUCUUCAAACUGGAUUUUAAAAUCCGCUUCUGCUUCUUCAAACACAAUCACCUGUUGAAUAAAAGAAUAAAAGAUCUUUCAGAACUUUU